AUGCCACCCCAACACCCCACCAACAUCAUCACAAAUGCCUACACACCCAAGGAGACCGUCGAGCUCUGCGGCAGAGCUGGCUCUACCAAGGCCAACAUGCGCCUUGAUAAAGUGUUCACGUUGUCAGUGAUGGCUGGCAUGUUCUUGUCGUUUGCUUGUGCUGCUUUGCUUAGCACGAACACUGCGCCGUGGUUUACGACGAAUGCGCCGGGACUCAUUAGGACUAUUGGAGCACUGAUCUUCCCCUUCGGCCUCACAAUGGUGAUCGUAACAGGCACAGACCUCUGCACUGGAUCCUUCAUGCUCACCACCAUCGCCGCACUGCAACGACGGAUUUCCGUGGUCAAGAUGCUGCAGCAUUGGUUCAUCACCUUCUGGGGCAACCUGGCAGGCUCCCUCUUCAUCGUCGGCCUCAUCACCGGCUACGGUGAAAUCUUCAACGCGCCAGCCUACACCCAAACCGUCUUCACGUUCAACGCCUCCAAAGUCGUCACACCGACCUGGCAUGCGAUCUUCCUCGGUGGGAUAGGGGCCAAUUGGUUGGUUUGUAUGGCUUGCUUCUUGUCGAUGAUGGCAAGGGAGUAUUUCUCCAAGGUGAUGGCGAUAUGGUGGCUGACUUUUGCCUUUGUGUAUCUUGGGCUGGACCACGUUGUUGCAAAUAUGUUCUUCGUGCCCACGGCGAAUUUUCAUGGUGAUCCGGCUAUCUCGACGACGUUUUAUAUUUGGAAGAGCUUGAUUCCAGCGCUGGUUGGGAAUAUUGUUAGUGGAGCACUGUUUGUUGGGGUGUUCUUUUGGUAUCUGUGGCUCACUGGCGAAGGACCCGUGGCGACUGACGGCGUGUACUUUCCAGCUGACAGGGCGAUCAUGGGUAUUGACACUGGCUCACCUGACCGCCAUGAUUGUGAGCUGGAAAGGAAGAGCGGUGGAGAGACACCUGAGAAGAUGGUGUGA
Fulvia fulva is the source of this 951-nucleotide messenger RNA. Its product is annotated as putative formate transporter. The transcript has 4 exons. Bases 1 to 951 code for a protein of 316 amino acids. NCBI's taxonomy places the organism in Eukaryota, Fungi, Ascomycota, Dothideomycetes, Mycosphaerellales, Mycosphaerellaceae. The record is from RefSeq and is a predicted model, not a curated record. Gene Ontology annotation, cellular component: membrane. Gene Ontology annotation, biological process: transmembrane transport; nitrite transport. Gene Ontology annotation, molecular function: high-affinity secondary active nitrite transmembrane transporter activity.